This is a messenger RNA of Naegleria lovaniensis, 2946 nucleotides long. RefSeq lists its product as uncharacterized. NCBI's taxonomy places the organism in Eukaryota, Heterolobosea, Eutetramitea, Acrasida, Naegleriidae. Bases 1 to 2946 code for a protein of 981 amino acids. The transcript is spliced from 4 exons. Gene Ontology annotation, biological process: protein phosphorylation. The record is from RefSeq and is a predicted model, not a curated record. Gene Ontology annotation, molecular function: protein kinase activity; ATP binding; protein binding.
AUGAGUGCAGUGGACGUUGACGCUCUUGAUUCAAAUCAGACUCCCCUUUACUGUGCAGCCUAUAAUGGUGAUCUGGAAGGAGUAAAAGCUCUUAUCAAGAAAGGAGCUGAUAUUGAAAAACUCGUUGGGCAAGGUCAAUGGUGGUCUGUGCUACAAGCAGCUAUUGCACAAAAACAUCUAAAUGUGAUCAAAUAUUUAAUCAAACGAGGAGCCAAUUUGAAGACUUCUCUUUUCGGAAAGACUCCUUUCGAUUGGGCUAAUGAAAAAGGUAUCAAUAUGGAAGAAAUUAUAAAACAAUGCAAAACUGAAAUGGUAGAUAAAUUCAUCUAUUUAGUUAGAUUGGAUAAGUUUGAGGAGGCGAAGAAAGUCCUUGAAAAAUCAAAAAAGACAUUCUUUGGAAAUAUCAUCGAUCAACUGGGCUCUCAACAAAUGACCGCAAUGUAUUGUGUUGCAUUUGACAAUAAGAGCGAAGCCAUUAAGUGGCUGGUCGCUCAAGGUGCAAACCCUUCACAUCCAAUUUCUCAAGGCUAUACACCGCUUUUUGUUGCUGUAUCUCAAAAGAAGGAUGCUGCAACGAGGGCACUUUUGGAAUGUGGAGCAGACACCUCGCAAACAAUUCAAAAUCUCACUAUUUUCCAACUUUCAACUCGUGUAGGCGUUGAUUUGGUUGCAAUUUUAAAGGAGGUUUCAACCGUAUACAACGCUCUUGUAGAUGAAUUUGUUUUGUGCGUGAGAAAAUGCAAUUUUCAGAGAGCAGGAGAAAUACUACAAAGAAGAAAGGAUAUUAUUGACGCCAAUGCCUCAAACAAUUUCAAUGCAUUAUAUUGCGCAGUUUGUGAUCAAAACCUACCUGCAGUCAACUGGCUUAUCGAAAAGGGUGUGAAUGUUAAUAAGGCAUGUGUAGAUGGCAUCACAGCAUGUGCUCUUGCCGUAACGCAGAAAAUGGAGCCUAUUAUUGAAUUAUUAAUAGAACAUAGAGCUGAUCUUACUAUCAAAGAUGUUGAUGGGUUUGACUGUUACGCCAGAGCUCAGUAUGUGUCAGUGGACUUGAAAGCCAUUUCUGAGAGAGUUAAGGUUAAGAAACAACAUAUCGUGCAUGACUUUGUUGUGGCUGUUAGAAAAAAUAGCUAUUCCAUUGCAGAAGAACUUUUAAAGAAACAUCCAUGGGUUAUCGAUGAAUGUGACAACAAUCAAUUGACAGCCCUUUAUUGCUGUGUUUGUGAUGGUAAUAUUACUGGCAUUGAAUGGCUAUUACAACAUGGGGCAAACAUUGAAAAGACUGUGAUUCAAAAUAUCACUCCUCUUCAUGCGGCAGUAUCAAAGAAACAACCAUCAGUAGUUAAGGCUUUGCUCAAACGAGGAGCAAACCCUACUAUUAAGGAUGGAUCUGGUUUUGAUGCAUUUGGAAGAGCAAAGUACGAAGGUUUUGAUCUUGAUUCACUCGUGAAAGAAUGCAAGGUAGUACCUCAUUUAGUUGCCCCUGUUAUGCCCAACAUGUCUAACCAAACUGCCUUACCAGUCGCUACCCAACAAAAUAUAAACCUGGCUACUUCAAAUAAUCAACCAACUCUCCAGACACAGCCAGUCAUAACACAACCCAAUCACAGUAUUUCUCAAGACCCUGUUUCCAUAAGAGGAACCUCCUCCACUCCUCACACACAGCCAACAAUUACUCAGCAAAACCAAAGCCUUUCUCCUCAAGAAGUUUCUGUCAGGGCUGGCUCUAAUACGGUAACUGUUGAUCCAAAUGCUUUCAAUACUAUCAAAGCAGGAAAUACCUUACAACCUCCACACUCUAUGGAGUCCAAUUCGGUACAGUAUAAUUCCUUCUCUUCUGGCAGCUCUGGAGGUGGAGAUUCAUCGUUUGUAAUGACCACUACUAUGGUGAAAUCGAUCGACAACUCUGCUGUAUCUGAUUUUCCAACAGAUGAAAUUUCAAUGUACAAUAGCAAGAGAUCAACUAGUGUAUCCUCUUCUAAUUCUACACUAUCAUCAUUCAGUGGAAAGACAAAAACGAUUGAAGAGUUAAUGCAAGAAAAAUACACUAACAUCUCAUUAAUAGGUCGUGGAGGCUUUGGUGCCGUGUUCAAAUGUGACAAGAUUAUCAAGAAUCGAAAAAACGCUCCAGCUCAAACGAGAGCAGUAAAACUUAUCGAGUUUGUUAGCACCGAUGAUUUGAAUCGUUCCCUGAGAGAAGCAUUCAGACUUUGUGGACUUCAACAUGAAAACGUGUUAAAAGUUCAUGAUGCAUAUGUACUCCAAAUGGGAUCUGCAGGUAGUCUAAGUGAAAAGAAUACCAUGUGUAUUGAAAUGGAAUUUAUCCCUUGUGGAGAUUUGGCUGAACGGUUUUUGAAGAAGAAAGUAUGCCUUUCCAAUGAUCUCAUUAAGCAUUGUAUUAGAUGCAUGUGUGAUGCUUUGGUUUAUUUAUAUGAAGAAAAGCAAAUGGUUCACAGAGACAUUAAACCACACAAUAUCAUGAUCCGAUCUAUCGAUUUGGAUCAUAAUCAGCUGGAUAUUGUUUUGGGAGAUUUCGGGCUGGCCAAAUCUGUUGGAGAUUCUGCAAGUAGUGCCUCAUUUGCAGGGACACUCCAGUACAUGAGCCCUGAGCUGUUCAUGAUGCAACAAGGAAUGUCAGAAGAACAUGAGGACGAAGAUCAAGAAACACUCAGAAAACAUGCUCACGCUUCUGACAUGUUUGCUUUGGGCGUUACUUUUUAUCAAUUAAUUUCUCUAGAUAUGGUUACUUCAGUUACUGGCCUUAUCAUGAAGUUUAUGGGAGAUGAAAAGAAAUUAUUUGCUGCUCUUAGAGAGAAAAUCGCCAAGAAUUGUUCAGACAACAAUGUCAGCUAUGAUGAAAAAUUGAUAGACUUGAUUUUUGGAAUGAUGAAAAGAGAUCCAGAUGAACGGUUGACAGCUCAACAAGUAUUGGACACUUUAAACGAAUAA